UGUAUGUGUGCCGGGCCCUCCUACCUGCUACCUGACUCGGCCUGUCAGCGGGAGCACCGAGCCUGCAUGCUGCACUGGCCAGCCACCCCGGGGAGCAGCGCCCACUGACAGCAACCGGCCCCGGGCACUCCGCCAUGGCCUCCGACAGCGACACGGAGGAGUUCUUCGAUGCCCCGGAGGAGGUGAACCCGUCUUCCCCGGCUGUAUCCCCCAUGAAAACUGGAACUUUCAUUCUACAGGAAGACUUAAUCCAUUCCGAAAAAAAUGACGUGGAAACUGGAAGCACAGAACCAAAGCCAGAUGACCCAAAAGAGAUAAUUGACAGCAUUAUUGAAGAAAGUCAGUCGUUCAUUGACUUACAUGACAAACCAACAAGAUCAAAUGGCAAGGGUGAGGUUUUGGAUUUAACAUCCAGUACAGGAAACACUGGUCAAAAUCUUCUGAACAAUAUCCCAGAACUGGUAGUCACAGAAACCAUCUUUCGUGAUGAACAAGAAGACCUACUACAAGAGCCGAUUGAAUACACUGGGUUAGAACCCAGUCAGAUAUUACAAUCAAAUGAACAUACUGCGAUUGCAGAUAUUAUAGAGUUAGUUGAAGAUAAAAAAUUUACAGACAAAGUUGAAGACUCAAAAAUCAUAAGGGUUUCGGAGGAGAUUAGGGAACCUAAGAAAGACAUUUUGGAAGAUACACCUGAAACAUCUUGCUAUGAUACCAUAGAACAGUUGGGUCCUGCAAAACCCCCCAGGCAGAUUGCAAUUGAGCCUGAUAUUGUAGCAAGUACAAAGAAAUCUACUCCUUCACGGCCUCCACCUCCAGUAAACGUUCCACCGCCACGACCACCACCUCCGGCUCGACCAGCACCUCCUCCACGCAAGAAGAAGGACUCAGAUUAUGAGAACCCAAGAUCUUCAGACUUGGAUUUUCCAAAAGAUGGCUUCCUGGCUGGGGGCCUUUUAUCGCCAAACCCAAUCACCGAUGGAUUGAACCGAGAUUCUCAGCCUUCCUUGGAUCUCGCUAGUGCCACCAGUGGAGAUAAGAUAGUGACUGCUCAGGAGAAUGGAAAAGCUGCAGAUGGACAGCUGUCUUCUACACCCAGUGAAUGCCUUGGUCCCCAAAGGCCUCGGUCUAAUUCAGGACGUGAGCUAACUGAUGAGGAGAUUUUAGCAAGUGUAAUGAUCAAAAACUUGGAUACAGGAGAAGAAAUACCUCUGAGCCUAGCUGAAGAAAAAUUGCCAACUGGCAUUAAUCCUUUGACAUUGCAUAUCAUGAGGAGAACAAAAGAAUACGUCAGUAAUGACGCAGCUCAGUCCGAUGACGAGGAGAAACUACAGUCCCAUCAGUCUGACACGGAUGGAGGAAAGCUGAAACAAAAAACGACUCAGCUGAAAAAGUUUUUGGGGAAAUCUGUGAAAAGAGCCAAACAUUUAGCAGAGGAAUACGGGGAGAGAGCGGUCAACAAAGUAAAAAGCGUUCGCGAUGAAGUUUUCCAUACUGACCCAGAUGACCCUUCCUCCAGUGAUGAUGAAGGAAUGCCCUAUACCAGGCCUGUGAAGUUUAAAGCUGCCCAUGGUUUCAAGGGACCGUACGACUUUGAGCAAAUCAAAGUGGUGCAGGAUCUAAGUGGAGAGCAUAUGGGUGCUGUGUGGACAAUGAAAUUCUCCCACUGCGGACGAUUACUUGCCUCAGCUGGACAAGAUAACGUAGUCAGGAUAUGGGUUCUGAAAAAUGCCUUUGAUUAUUUUAAUAAUAUGCGAAUCAAAUAUAACACAGAAGGAAGAGUUUCUCCCUCUCCAUCUCAGGAAAGUCUUAAUUCUUCCAAAUCUGAUACAGACAGAGGAGGGUCUAACAGUGGAGCGGACGAGUCCGACACGGAUGAUAAAAAUGCACCAUUUCGCCAGGUUCCGUUUUGUAAAUAUAAAGGGCACACGGCUGAUCUUCUUGACCUAUCCUGGUCCAAAAACUACUUCCUGCUCUCUUCAUCUAUGGACAAGACAGUCCGUCUCUGGCACAUUUCCCGGAGGGAGUGCCUUUGUUGCUUUCAGCAUAUUGAUUUUGUUACUGCAAUAGCUUUCCAUCCAAGGGACGACCGUUACUUCUUGAGUGGCUCUCUGGAUGGUAAACUUAGACUCUGGAACAUUCCUGACAAGAAAGUCGCCUUGUGGAAUGAGAUUGAUGGACAAACAAAGCUUAUAACAGCAGCAAAUUUCUGUCAGAACGGCAAACACGCAGUGAUCGGCACGUAUGAUGGGAGGUGCAUCUUCUACGACACAGAGCAUUUGAAAUACCACACGCAAAUUCACGUCCGUUCCACAAGAGGGCGAAACAGAGUAGGAAGAAAAAUCACUGGAAUUGAGCCAUUGCCAGGAGAAAACAAGAUCCUUGUUACCUCUAAUGACUCUAGAAUAAGACUUUAUGACUUAAGAGAUUUGUCUUUAUCUAUGAAAUACAAAGGCUGUGUCAAUAGCAGCAGCCAAAUAAAGGCGAGCUUCAGUCAUGAUUUCACAUAUAUUGUAAGUGGGUCAGAAGACAAAUAUGUCUAUAUCUGGAGCACAUACCAUGACCUGAGCAAGUUCACAUCAGUGAGGAGAGACCGCAAUGACUUCUGGGAAGGAAUUAAAGCACACAAUGCAGUUGUCACAUCCGCUAUCUUUGCACCAAACCCCAGCCUGAUGGUGUCACCAGAUACAACACCUGAAAUACAAGAAUCUGAAAGUAAGGGGGAACAGGCAGACACUGACAACAUACCAUCUGGUGCUUUGAAGUCUGAUCAUACGGAAGUGCUUCUAUCUGCUGAUUUCACCGGAGCAAUCAAAGUAUUCAUUAAUAAGAAGAAGAAUGUUUCUUAAAUCUGAAACUCGUAGAAUUUGCUCUGGAUACUAAUAGGAUGUUUUUACAGCAAACAAUAUCAUUAUAAGACCAGUUAAACAGAUAUUGCCAUUCUCGUAAAUCUUUGCACUGAGGUGGGCGAGGUGUGAGCCCACACUAAAAUUAUUGGGGUAUUGCCUUGUAGUCUUGUGAGAGCAGUUUUUACAGUUUCUUGGAUGUCUGUAGUGGCCAGUCUUAGGCAAUCCUAAAGGGCACCUGUUUAUACAUAAAUUACAUGGAAACAUAUACAAAGUUUCAUCUAUACAUUGUGCAAGGCAUAUUGCUGGCAGAAUCAUAGACGACAUUUUCUUAAAAUAUUAAUAAAUACCAAGGAUAAGGGUUAUACAGUCAUCAGCACGUGAACUAUGACUGUUCCAGUCUGUGAAAUGCAAGACAACAACAUAAUAGUAUCUGGGAUUAAGAUGCAAGUGGGAACUUUCACAGUAAAACAA
This is a messenger RNA of Pelobates fuscus (common spadefoot toad), 3320 nucleotides long. RefSeq names its product WD repeat domain 44 (gene WDR44). The record is from RefSeq and is a predicted model, not a curated record. Gene Ontology annotation, molecular function: protein binding. The transcript is spliced from 20 exons. Lineage: Eukaryota; Metazoa; Chordata; Amphibia; Anura; Pelobatidae. The coding region runs from base 135 to 2849 and encodes 904 amino acids.